AUGUGCCAAGAACAGGGCACAUUCAUCAAUCAAACAGAUCCACUGCUUCUAUCGUUGGUUAAUAAAUUGGAACAAUUUAAUAGAUUUUAUACAGUUUUUCAUCGAUACGCAUGUCUUGUUAUAUGUUUUUUGGGUGUUCUAUCAAAUUCUAUUCAUAUACUUGUACUAUCUCGACCUCGAAUGAGACGAUGUGCUGUCAAUUGCGUUCUAAUAGCUGUUGCAUUUUGUGAUGUUUGUACAAUGAUAUCUUAUAUAAUAUAUCUCUUUAGAUUUCGUUUUUAUCAGGGAACUGAUGGGUACACCUACAAUUGGGCUUUAUAUUUGAAAUUUCACGUUGUUUUAUCUAUAGCCUUACAUGCAACAACACUAUAUAUGGGUGCAGCAUUAGCUUUCAUAAGAUGGCAAGCUUUAGGGAACAUUCAUAGUCGGUGGUUGCAACCUAAAGCUGCAUGGAUUCUCUUCUUUUUAAUCACAUGUACUAUAUCUGUUUUAUGUAUUCCAACUGUUCUACUACACGAGAUAUAUGCUCUAAAAGAUAAUGAUAAAAUCAUUCGAUAUACCCUUAACUUCUCUAACUACUCCUGCUCGUUUUUCAAAUUCAAUUUAUGGACCUUGGCAAUUGUGAUGAAGGCUGUUCCUUGCGUUCUCUUACUAUGGUUUACAAUAGUGUUAGUAAUGAAAUUACGGGCUACUGAUGAAAAACGGAACUAUCUCUAUUCUAAAAGCUUCAGAAAACAUGUUAAAAAAACGACUGUGCCAGAUCGUACUACAUAUAUGCUGAUUAUUAUGCUCGUUGUAUUUUUGGUUACAGAAUUACCUCAAGGCAUAAUAGCCUUAUUGAAUGGUGUUUACACAUCACAAAUUCAUGCUUACAUUUAUCAAAAUGUGGGAGAACUGUUUGAUCUGCUUUCAUUGAUAAAUUGCAGCGUGGAUUUUGUUUUAUAUUGUUUCAUGAGUUCAAGAUAUCGACAAACGUUCGGUCAUUUACUGAUUCGAAUGGAGAGUUGGAUAAGAAAUCAUAAGCAUCGCAGGAAUCUGAAGAGAGAACAAAGGAAAAGACCAAUUCCUAUUGAAGUUUAG
Messenger RNA from Auanema sp. JU1783, 1080 nucleotides. Lineage: Eukaryota; Metazoa; Nematoda; Chromadorea; Rhabditida; Rhabditidae. The record is from the annotation of a GenBank genome assembly.